AAAAAAAAAAGUUUUGUAUCAAUACGCAGUCACUAUAGCAACCGUUUAUAGGGAACUACUUUCGGAAGUCUAUCGAAAGUGACCAAAGCUGGCGGGAUUGCCGGCUUAAUCCAAAAUAUCAUUUACUAUUACAUCUUUUUGUUUAGUCGUCCAUCAAUGUGCCAUUGAUUACGCGUAAUACACUACGGUAUAUAUAAGAAAAAAUAAAAAUAAUCUGUUGUCAAGCGAAUUAUUUAGCUUAAAUAAUGCUUCAUCGUGAUCGAGAUCAAGGCAGAGGCCGGGGUAAUGGAAAUAACAGAAAUGACCGUGGUUCUAAUGAUAAUAACAAUUAUGGCAACAAUCGAUUCAUUGGUCGUGGAGGCAAUAACAGCGGAGGAGUAAAAGGCAAAAUACCCGGGAGUGCCUUAAAGAAAUUAAGCUGGGAUAUAACGUCUUUAGAACCAGUGAAAAAAGAUUUUUACGUUGAACAUCCAUCUGUAACAAGGAGAUCACCUGAUGAAAUAAAUAAAUUUCGUCAGACUGCUGAGAUAACUGUAAAAGGAAACAAUGUUCCCAAUCCAAUUCAGCACUUUCAGGAGGGUAAUUUUCCUCCCUACAUUAUGGAAGGAAUUAAAAAACAAGGAUUUACACAACCAACAGCUAUUCAAUCUCAAGGAUGGCCUAUUGCUCUCAGUGGUCGAGAUCUUGUUGCAAUCGCUCAAACAGGAUCAGGAAAAACCUUAGGAUACAUUUUACCUGCGAUUGUCCACAUUAUUCAUCAACCUCAGUUAAAUCCUGGAGAUGGACCAAUAGCUUUAAUUCUAGCACCAACUCGAGAAUUAGCUCAACAAAUUCAAGAAGUAGCUAAUUAUUUUUCCGAAACAGCGUCAGUAAGAAAUACAUGCAUAUUUGGUGGGGCACCCAAAGGACCUCAAGUUAAUGAUCUUGAACGUGGUGUUGAGAUAUGUAUUGCUACACCUGGAAGAUUGAUUGAUUUUCUUGAACGUGAAACAAUAAAUUUACGUCGAUGCACUUAUUUAGUACUUGAUGAAGCAGACAGAAUGUUAGACAUGGGAUUUGAACCACAAAUACGUAAAAUAAUUGAACAAAUUCGACCUGACCGUCAGAUUCUUAUGUGGUCAGCAACAUGGCCAAAAGAAGUUCGUGCUUUGGCUGAAGAUUUUUUGACUAAUUAUACUCAAUUAAAUAUUGGGUCAUUGACAUUGUCUGCCAACCAUAAUAUUAUUCAGAUAAUUGAUGUUUGCCAAGAAUUUGAAAAAGAUAUUAAACUACAGCGUUUGUUACAAGAAAUUGGUACUGAGAAAGAAAAUAAAACAAUUAUUUUCGUUGAAACCAAACGUAAAGUUGAUGAUAUUACAAGAAAUAUAAGAAGAGAUGGAUGGAUGGCUUUAAGUAUUCAUGGUGACAAAAAUCAACAUGAGAGAGAUCAUGUUUUACAGGAGUUCCGAAGUGGACGAGCACCAAUACUCGUAGCGACUGAUGUAGCAGCUCGUGGUUUAGAUGUUGACGACGUAAAAUACGUUAUUAAUUUUGAUUAUCCAUCAUCAUCGGAAGAUUAUAUUCAUCGUAUUGGACGUACUGGUCGAAGACGUCAGAUAGGGACAGCAUAUGCAUUUUUUACAACACACAAUAUGAAACAUGCUGAAGAUUUAAUUGCAGUAUUACGUGAAGCUGGUCAAAACAUAAAUCCACGUCUCAGUGAAAUGGCAGAACUUGCUAAGUCUGCAAACCUCGCUGGCAAAGGUGCUAAAAAAUACGGUGCUCAAAUUCCAAGAGUUAAUGAAAGAAUGGAUAAUAGACGCCCGGGUAAUUAUGAAAAUAAUGGAAAAGGCCGAGGCAGUAAUAAUAAUAACAAUAACUACCGAGGUGGAAUGUCUUAUCAAUCUGGUAAUAAUUCUUAUCCAGGAUCAAAUUAUAAUAAUCAAUCUACGAAACAAUCAUCUGGUCAAAAUUAUUCGUAUGGUUAUAAUACACAAAGAAACUACGUACAAAAUAAUCCUGCUUAUCAUAACAAUGACACUGGAUACGAUUGCAAUUUUUCAGCACCAAAUUCUUAUUAAAAAAACAAAAAAAAAAGAAAGACAUAUAGAUAA
This is a messenger RNA of Microplitis mediator, 2093 nucleotides long. RefSeq lists its product as uncharacterized. The record is from RefSeq and is a predicted model, not a curated record. NCBI's taxonomy places the organism in Eukaryota, Metazoa, Arthropoda, Insecta, Hymenoptera, Braconidae. Gene Ontology annotation, molecular function: RNA binding; ATP binding; RNA helicase activity. The coding region runs from base 246 to 2060 and encodes 604 amino acids. Gene Ontology annotation, cellular component: nucleus; cytoplasm; ribonucleoprotein complex. The transcript has 7 exons.